AUGUACGAGGACUUUGGGCCGGCCGUCUCGCCGCCGCCCGCCCCCGGGUCGUCGAUGCCCGGCGCCCCGCCAGCGCCGCCCACGCCCCCGGUGGAGGCAGCCGCCGCUUCAUCUGCUGCUCCACCGCCUCCAGCUCCAGCUCCAGCUCCACCUCCUCCUCCCCCUCCUCCGGCAGCUCAUCAGCCUCCCUCGGGCCCGGCCACCGACAACAGCUCCCACCACACCAGCAAGCCCCGCCGCGGCAAGAAUCGCAGCUCAAAAUCGACCAAAAGCGUGAAGAAACCCCGUUUCGGUUGGUGCCUCCAUCCCGGCGUCCUCGUCCUCUGGGUCGUCAUUCUGGCCAUGCUCGCCCUCGGAGGGUACUGUAUGUGGGAGAUUGUGCUCCAUCAC
This is a messenger RNA of Mesorhabditis spiculigera, 390 nucleotides long. The record is from the annotation of a GenBank genome assembly. NCBI's taxonomy places the organism in Eukaryota, Metazoa, Nematoda, Chromadorea, Rhabditida, Rhabditidae.